CUUUGUUCAAUGUUAAACCAAUACUACUAACUAACUAGUAGUAAAUCAUGAUAGUACACCAUUUACGCCAACUACGUACUAUGUACUCGUACUACGGCAACACUACGGCAACACUGGCUCCCUUUAAUCUUUCUUCUGCUAUUAAUUAUUGUCACAUCAAAUGCUCCCAACCGCAAAUUCGCCUUUCUCCUACUCCACUCCCCUCUCCACUUCUGCUUCUGCCGCCAUCUCUGCAGCCAAUCAGUCUACCUCGUCCACUGCCACCACCACCACCACCACUACUGCCACUGCUACUACUGCUGCCACUAAUACUGUCACUGCCGCUACCAACACCAAUACCGAUACCGAUACCUCUAUCUCUACCUCUGGUCCCACCCACAACCACGGGAACCCUUCCGAGAGUACGGAGACGGCCUCCGAACCUAGGCUUACUCUAACCCGAAGUCUCCACAUACGCGGCCCCUCCCACGAUGGCCAGUCUUCCGACUCCGGCAACGCAUCCUCUCUACCGGCCCGUGAUCAUGCCUCUGCCGGCGGCCUCGAGGACCAGCGAACCAAGAAACGCCGUAUCGGCCCUAGCACGAGGGGUGUAGCAAACCUAACACCUGAGCAAUUAGCUAAGAAGAGAGCCAAUGAUCGGGAGGCACAACGAGCCAUCCGCGAGCGUACGAGGAACCAGAUCGAAACGCUUGAGGCGCGGAUCCGCGAAUUGACCUCCCAACAGCCGUAUCAGGAGCUUCAGGCCGUCAUACGGGCUAAGGAGGCUGUCGAGGCUGAGAAUGCCGAAAUCAAGAGCCGGCUAGCUUCUAUUAUGUCCUUGAUACAGCCCAUAUUGAAUAAUCCGCCAGCCGAAGCGGCCUCCGUAUCACCAAUCCUCCAUUUCACACCAACUCAGACCUCGCACCGUUCACCCUCCGUUCCUGCUAGCUACAAUGCUUCCACACCCAUAAGUGCUGCGUCUCCCGCCUCGGUAGCGGACUCGUCGUGGCAGACCCCAGGACAUACGCAGCCAAGUCCGAAUUUUUCUCAGGUUAAGUUGUUGAACCAGCAACGACAGGGCCUAUCUCACAGCCUAGACCUCGGCACCGGUGAGCAGUUAAAGCUUGAUUUCCUGCUUGAUUCCACGCAGCGCGUGAAUAAAAUGCAGACAGGCCCCAAUGGGGCUCAAGACACUCCCGAAUAUCAUCAUCUCCCUAUGAAACAUGAUUGGAAUGCCGCUUCGUUCACACCACCGCAAUACAGUGCAGUUGUGAUGGGUGGAACGCAGCAACACCAGCAACAACGCAUCGAAUAUGCACCACAGAUCACGGCAGAAGACCUAGACGCAUCCCGGGUUAGCAUGAGAGCUCCAAUCAAGAACUCUCCCCCUACUUGCCCGCUUGAUAGCCUCCUAAUCGAAUUUCUUAACGAAAGACGUCAGCGAGCGGCUGAAGGUGUCCCCGCACGGGAUGUAGUGGGACCGAGAUAUCCCUCUGUCUCAUCGCUCCUCAACCCAGCACGCAGCGUACUUUCCCAUCCGCUCUCCAAAGUCUUCACAGAUAUCCUGGCCGCCUUCCCGGGUAUAAGCACUCUCCCGGAGCGAGUAGCCGUGCUGUAUUUCAUGUUUCUCCUUAUGCGUUGGCAAAUCAGUCCCACACAAGAAAACUAUGACCUGCUACCGACCUUUGCUCGCCCCACGCCCGCACAGCAACAAAUCACCCACCCAGCGUGGGUCGAUCACAUUCCGUUCCCGCGUAUGCGAGAGAAACUGAUCAAGGAGUACAAGCCGGUCGACUACCUGUUCGACGAUUUCUUCAUCCCCUUCACGACUACUAUCUCGCUCAACUGGCCAUACGAGGAAACGGACGCGCUGCUUCAGAGCCCAGACGGGGGCGAGCUGCUCGUCAACCCCGUCUUCGAGCGUCAUAUGCGGAGGCCCGAGAACUGGACGUUGGGCGACGCCUUUGACAAGGCCUUCCCCUGGCUCAGGGGCACGUACAAUCUGAAGAGGUCUGGCCCCGGUAUGAGAGAUAACGCGGAUGGGCAUUUUAAUGGCGGGUAGCUGGGUAUCUACGCGAGGAUUAGAUGUGUUCGUCUUUACUGAUAUCUCUAUUAAGAGAUCUCAUGCCGACCUGUUACGUCAAUGAUGUGACGUCUUAGACCGGGCUAAAAGGGGGAAAGGGGCUGGGCUCGAAUCCUCAUGCCAGUUUGGAAGGGCACAAGUUUCCUCCGUAAGGCAGGAAAUUUAACAAGGGCUUUUUGCUGAGCAAGAGGUGAUAAAAACGUGGGCUGGCUAUGGUUACUGAGUAUAUACAUGUAUAGGUAUAUGUAUAUAUGCUACAUAAUCACCCAGGCUAGUGUAUUAUUAUAUUAUAUAACGACGUGACACGGGGAGGAGGUUAAGAUGUAAUGAGGAUAUGGAUUAAGCUGGGUAACUGAGUAAGCACCUACCUACCUAGGUAGGGACUAUGCACCGACUAUAUAUAGGUAAUAUAUAGAUACGGAAGAAAAGGAUUUAUAGGUUGUUUAUGUCGAAAUCAUUCAUGUUGAUUCUGGUGCUGAAGUACUUCAUAAGGGCCAUGAGUCCGGUAAAGAUGGG
Molecule: messenger RNA, 2578 nt
Organism: Hypoxylon fragiforme
Lineage: Eukaryota; Fungi; Ascomycota; Sordariomycetes; Xylariales; Hypoxylaceae
Exons: 3
Coding region: 161-2041 (626 amino acids)
Source: RefSeq, a predicted model, not a curated record